AUGGUUUCCAACAAUCAAAACCCAUCGCUCUCUGAACAGCUGGCGUUAUUUCCACCUUUAAGCGCAAUGGUGGCCAUGGAGUCAUCCACAACUUUCAACACCCAACUACCGCCCAUUCCAGAAGGGGGCUGGGAUUUUAAUUGGAAAGAGGAUACGUUUCCACCCUUAAAUCUGCAUGAAGACUUCGAACAAACCACGACUGCUACCAACGACAACUCACUGCCUGAAACAAAUGAGGAGAUGAUUAAGUUGCAAGAUGAGGUGCGACAGCUGCGUCACGAUAUCUCGGAGCUGAAUGAAAUGGUUUAUAACCGGCUAGAUGAUAUAGAGAAGAGAUUAUCAGCAAAUAAUCGUUAUGUCGGCGGCAGUUUAGUGCCUUGGUUAAUGGAAGUUCAUGACAAGUAUUCACAGAUGUUGGCGAGAGUAACGAAGCAGGAAGAGCAAGCCGUAAAUAGGGCUAUAUGA
Messenger RNA from Bipolaris victoriae FI3, 465 nucleotides. RefSeq lists its product as hypothetical. Lineage: Eukaryota; Fungi; Ascomycota; Dothideomycetes; Pleosporales; Pleosporaceae. The record is from RefSeq and is a predicted model, not a curated record. The coding region runs from base 1 to 465 and encodes 154 amino acids. The transcript has a single exon.